Messenger RNA from Annulohypoxylon maeteangense, 3048 nucleotides. RefSeq names its product MBOAT family protein. Gene Ontology annotation, cellular component: endoplasmic reticulum membrane. Lineage: Eukaryota; Fungi; Ascomycota; Sordariomycetes; Xylariales; Hypoxylaceae. Gene Ontology annotation, biological process: ergosterol metabolic process. The transcript is spliced from 8 exons. The record is from RefSeq and is a predicted model, not a curated record. Gene Ontology annotation, molecular function: ergosterol O-acyltransferase activity. The coding region runs from base 744 to 2762 and encodes 672 amino acids.
GGAGAUGCUAUUGUUAAACUAAAAGAAGGAACAAAGACAUUGAUUUAAAGUCGGGUUUUGCUGAUAUGGAUUUACAUUUAUAGGUAUUGAUUAUUACCACGCUAGCCUCCUACUAGGCAAUACGAAACAUACCUACUACUGUUAUUCCAACCUCUUCUAGCGGUUCUUCCUAGCCCCUCUAAUAAAGAUCUUAUAUUUAUUCCGACGUCGCCGGUCAGAUCGGCAUAGCUCAGGCUUUCAAUCAAGGAGUUUAUUAAAUAGGUACCUUAGUUAGGAACCUAGGUAAUCAAUCAUCCAAUCUUCCAAUAUUCCUAUCAUCGGGCUCCAACCGGGUUAUACGGAAGCUUUGUUACCUAGUACUUAAAACGAGAACGAUUUCGCCCGGUUGCGCCGACCGUGCUGAAAUCAGGUGGCGACACAGAAGACUGGACACGAUCCGAAUGAACGAGAUCAUCAAGUGAAUUGUGGUUUAUGAUUCGACAAGUCCAGGCACUGUAACCAUAUAAAUGGCCACAUCCCGAACAUCCAUUCAUAAUUAAUAAUAAUAAAGUUGACAAUCCCCUUGAACCCCAUUCAGCUUCCCAUCUCUUUCUAUCGAGACAAGCAGCCCAUCUACUUAUACUCUUAGUACCGAGGGUUCCGGUCAAUUGCUAUUAUAUUAUAGCUAUUAAUUAAACUCGUUCUCCACUAUACCGGUGUCUGACUGUAGUCAGAGACUCUCGCCGUUUUGGAGAUAGGUAAAUAUGUCUUCAGCAGAGGGGCCCCGACCGGCUGAACACAAUCCCGAUCCGAUUUCUAGAGGCUUCAAUGCUUAUGACGGACACUCUAAACAUGAAACGCAGCACCCAACCGCUCUAGCGGAAGCUUUGAGGGCUGUACAUCACCCGCCAGAUACGCCGUCGGAUAGCAACAGUGAUUCAGGUUAUGAGGCUAGGGACAAUCUACCGCAACCGGUCCUAUUACGACGCAGGGCAGAGCUAGACUCAUAUGACAAUUCAGCAUCGGAUACGCCCGAGAUCCUACCGCUAGAUAAUCCAGAACUCAAUCAAAAGUCAAGCUCCGAGCAGCUUCAUCAAUCAUUGUCCGCCCCCGAGUUUCGUUCUUCGGCCAAGGGAAAGAAAACCUACGUGGUGGCUAGUGAUGACGCAGAACUCCGGGAAAUUCUAAGGAGGGGUUUGGAAAGGGAGAAAGAGAAGUUAUCACCAAGUCGAGGUGAGAAACUUCGUGACAUGGUUUUCACUAGGCAGUUCUCGGCUUUCGACAGGCAAAACCAGGAUACUGCGAAUAGCCCAUUUCACGGCUUUUAUGUUCUUUUCUGGAUCGGCUUGGCCAUCUAUAUCAUUAAGAUGGGAGCGGAGAAUUGGAGGAAAACAGGAAACCCACUAGGCACCAAUGAGAUUAUGAAGUCUAUGUUUCGAAGAGAUGUGGUUGUCCUCUUGUUCUCCGAUGGAGUCAUGUGCGGCAUGACUGGGGUGAGUUGGCUUAUUCAACGCCUCGUAUUCCUUCAUUAUAUCGAUUGGAAUAGAUCAGGCUGGGUACUACAAAACAUAUGGCAAACCUUUUUCAUCGCAAGUGUGGUUGGCCUCACGCUUGUGAGGGACUGGCCAUGGACGCAUACUGUCUUCUUCGUUCUCCACGGCCUUGUGAUGUUAAUGAAGCAGCAUUCCUAUGCCUUCUAUAACGGCCACCUUUCAUCGGUAUAUAAAAAACGCCGAAGCCUCUUGCUGAAGUUGAAACAACUAGAGAGUAUCUCGCCAGUCACAUCUCCUUCGCUCACAAGCCCGCGUGUUUCUACUCUGUCCACAUCUCACCUCGCCCACCCUCCGUCUGCAGAUGAGUACCAUGAAAGGCGGCAUUCAUUGUCAAAAUCUAGAUCGGCCGAUAAAGAUGAUAUUGAGAAUAUAUUCCAUGCAAUCGAAGCAGCGGACCCGCUCGAUAUGGAACAAUUACAAGUCUUCGAGAGACUGAUAAAGUGGGAGGCUGAUGCACUCACGGAUGAGCUCCGGGGCAAAGCGACGGACCCAACACAUUAUUAUCCAAACAACCUUACAUUCUGGAAUCAUUACGAAUAUAUUGUAUUGCCUACCGUUGUAUAUGAGCUGCAGUAUCCUCGGUCUGAGACUAUCGAUUGGUCAUACGUGGCUGAGAAAACUUGUGCUCUUUUCGGUAUUAUAUUUGUUAUGAUCAUGAUCUCCCAAGCUUCUAUCUACCCCGUCGUGAUGAGAACUGUAUCCAUGAAGGAGGCAGGUUGGACAGUUGCUCAGAGGUUUCGAGAAUUCCCAUGGUUAUUGAGUGACCUUAUUUUCCCUUUCAUGAUGGAGUACCUACUGGCUUGGUAUUUGAUCUGGGAGACAGUCCUUAAUAUACUCGCCGAGCUUACUUCCUUUGCGGAUAGAAGCUUCUAUGACGCGUGGUGGAACUCCGUUUCCUGGGACCAAUACGCACGCGACUGGAACCGUCCUGUCCACAAUUUUCUCCUACGACACGUAUAUCACAGUUCAAUCUCAUCCAUGCGAGUUAACAAGCAUACUGCAACACUCAUCACGUUCUUCCUGUCAGCUUGCGUUCACGAGCUUGUCAUGUGGUGUAUAUUCAAGAAACUUCGCGGUUAUCUGCUUAUUUUGCAGAUGUGCCAACUCCCACUCGUGAGAAUGAGCCGGACGAAGUGGCUUCGCAACCAGAAGACGGUGGGAAAUAUGAUAUUUUGGAUCGGGAUCUUCACUGGACCUAGUUUACUGUGUAGUUUGUACUUGAUCCUCUGAUAUACUGCGCACUGUAUAUAUUGGCGUUAUAGAGGGCACCGGAAGCGAGAGCAAAUGACAUUAUGGUGUGCUUGAGACUAGAUACAUUGGGAAGGACUAGGGGCACUUGGAGUUCAAGGUGUUAUAUUAACUUCGGUAUUAAAGUAUGAGACUAUGUCUUCGGUAGAAGCGGUAUUUGUCGCUAUUCUCCCCUAAAUCUACGAUUGGGUUAUGAGGUUCCUCUACCCUAGCUGCCUAGGUACCUAGGACCUAGGUACUGCGAGAUAACUCAAGAAAUAAAUAAACC